This is a messenger RNA of Pantherophis guttatus, 1799 nucleotides long. RefSeq names its product replication termination factor 2 (gene RTF2). Gene Ontology annotation, cellular component: nucleus. Gene Ontology annotation, biological process: mitotic DNA replication termination. Lineage: Eukaryota; Metazoa; Chordata; Lepidosauria; Squamata; Colubridae. The record is from RefSeq and is a predicted model, not a curated record.
AUCACCUGACCGGAAGAGUCUUUUUGCCUUGGCAACCCGGAACUUCCAGAAAGAUAGUUGGAGGCGAAAUGGGUUGCGAUGGAGGAACCAUCCCGAAACGGCACGAGCUGGUGAAGGGCCCUCGUAAGGUGGAGAAGGUUGACAAAAAUGCAGAAUUAGUAGCCCAAUGGUACUAUUGCACUCUAAGUCAAGAAAAAUUAAGCAGACCUAUAGUAGCUUGUGAACUUGGCAGGCUGUACAACAAAGAUGCAGUCAUUGAAUUUUUGCUGGAUAAAUCUUCUGAUAAAGUCCUUGUGGAGGCUGCAUCCCAUAUCAAGAGUAUUAAGAAUGUCAUAGAAUUGAAUCUCUCAGACAAUCCAGCUUGGACUGGUGACAAGGGUAAUACAAAAGGGGAUAAAUAUGCUGACAUCCAAAGUGCACGUUUUAUUUGCCCUGUGGUUGGAUUGGAAAUGAAUGGAAGGCAUCGCUUUUGCUUCCUGCGCAACUGUGGGUGUGUGUUUUCUGAACGUGCUCUCAAAGAAAUUAAAAUGGAAACUUGUCACAAGCAGCUCGUAACGUCACCAAGCAAAAUCCUCAAACGGAACAAAUUGUAUAACCGAAAGAUACGCAAGUGUGGGAUCCCCUUUCAAGAUGAUGAUGUGAUUGUCCUUAAUGGCAGUAAAGAGGACGUAGAGAUGCUAAAGAAAAGAAUGGAGGAGCGAAGGCUGAAAAGUAAAGUAGGGAAGAAAUCCAAGAAAAUUAAGGCAGCAGAGACCAUUGUGAAAUCAGAAGCUGCUGAAGAUUCACAGAGUCCAUCUCAAGUAAAUACUGCAAAGGAUGCUACACAAACUGGAGAAAAGAGGAGCAUUGCCUUCUGCAAGAGUUCAGUCAAUGAAAAAGCGCCAUCUUUCUCCGAAAAAAGCAUCAAAGGUGCACCUGAACCUGUGAAGAGGCCCUCUGUAGCCAGUGGGGAGAAAUCAGAAGCGUACAAGUCUAUUUUUACUUCCCACAGUUCGGCCAAACGCUCAAAGGAAGAGUCUUCCAAUUGGAUCACACACACCGCAUACUAUUUCUGAAAUAGAAAAUUGUAUGAUUUUGAGCGUGCCCUGCUUUUUGCCAUCUGUUGCUUUCUUUUUAUAGGAGAAGCUUUUGCUAUAGGAAAUAGUGCUUUUUAAAUAACAAAACAGCUUUGAAAACAACCCAACAGUUUUGAAGAGGAGAUAAUUUAAAAAAAAGGUAGCUGAAGUUUACUUUAAGUUUUAAAGGGCAUCUACUUUGAGUAAGUACUCAUCAUAACAUGACUGCUUGAUGUCCUUUUCGAAGUGGGGAACUCUGUUUAUUUCAACUAGGGUUGUUUAAUCUGAAUAAUUAGGCUGCAUCUGAGUGCAGAGGUACAGUUGGUAUCUCGUAAGUAUUUUCUAUACAUUUACCAUAGUGGGAAAUGUCAAAAUUGUGAGUAGAAAGAUAGAUUACAUCAUCCUAUUCAGUUUUUGUGUAGAUUUGUAACAGAUGCCAGUUGAGACAUUUCCCCAUCCUGUGGUCCAAAUUUGACAUUAAUUUAAUAGGUCUUAAUCCUGAAGCAAAUUCAUGAACGACGUGUCCAAGAAUGUUUGUGGAGUGAUGAGGCACAAUCACACUUUUGCAGUCUUUAUUUUAGCUUGUUCAUCUUUCAUGAUGUAGCUGUUAUUGAUCUAAGAGUUCUUAUAUUGCUGAUUAUUAAAUUAUCACCUUAAUUCUGCAGUUUUUAAAAAAGAGCUAACAGUGUUUUGUAACAUUCUGACACCUUGUAUGUUCAAAUAAAACAAUAAUUGAAUAAUUUA